CUUCAUCCAGUUUCAUUGUGGAACUCACUGCUGAGCGUCAAGAUGGGCAGCUUCUCUGUGAUCGUUCUGCUCUUCCCACUUCUCCUGCUGGUGGUGAACGGAAACCUGAACACGACAGGAAUAACGAUGGUAGAUUCCAAUGGGACCACACCUGACGUCAAUAACACCGAGACAUUACCACUACUGACUCCAGUAUUGUACGAUUCGAAUGAGACCACGCCUGUGUACAAUGGUACUGAUCCCCUUAACACAACCACUGAUCCCCCCUCGACUCCGGUGCCUCUAGAAUAUUCAAGGAGCUGCAGGCAAGACCCUCCCAAGUGCUGUAUGUCAUAUGACUGGAGCUGCUACAGGGGCUGCUACUGUGACGCGGGGUGUCUGAGACGCGGGGACUGCUGCCCCGACUUCAAAGAGACCUGUGUGACAGGUUUUCUGAAUGAAAUGACCGACCUGCCCACCAACGGCACCAACAUCACCAGCUCUGGGGACUUCAAUGCCAGCUCGCCAUUUCCCAUCUGGUCCCUCUCAGGCAGCUGCAAAUCACCACAACCUAUGUGCUGCUCUUGGUAUGAUGCUAGCUGUUAUAGGGGGUGUUUCUGCGACAGUUCGUGCAGGUCUUACGGAGACUGCUGCCCUGACUACGAAUCCACCUGCUCAGAGAGGGUGGUGCUCAACUUGAAUGUUAGACUCCUGGUUCCGAUUACUGCGAGCGAGUCUGAAAUACAGUCAGCGCUUUACAGGGGUGCCACUCAGCUUGAUCAGGCCUUACGGAACCGCUACAGCUACUACUGGUACUGGUGGUACAACAACAACAACAGGUACAUUAGUCUGAGGGUCGCCAGCAUUGCAAGGAAGCCCUGAACAACACAGGUCCCCAGGCUUGCUCGCCGCCAACAUGGAUGUCAGCUGCAAAUAUUUUAGGCUAAAUCAGCCUUUUAUUUUGGAUGAUUUUGACAAUGAUUUUGAUGAUGAUUUCCUGCCUCUAUCACCCUGCUGUUCACAAGCCCAUUUUGGGUCCCCAGGAAACCAAAAUAAUAUGGACAUAAUAAAUAACAAUAUUAAAAUAAUGAGCUUGAUAUCCUUACAUUUACUUGCUUCUUCCUGACUUAGCAUGAUUUAGAGAUUUGGAGAUUUCAGGUCCAGAGAGUACAAAUCCAGACCAGGAUUUUGUUUCAACCAACCAGUUGAGUACUCUGUGACUCUUUAUACUCAAGCAUUUGGUUGAAACAAAAUCCUGGUCUGGAUUUGUACUCUCUGACCUGAAAUCUUCACCUCUGCCAAUAAUUAACCUCAAUGAUUUGGGACCCUAUUUCCCCCAUCCUAAAACAUCAAAUAAAAUAAAUGAUAUGCAAAUUAACUUCUUUCUACCACAUGCCAUUGACUUUGUAAUAAAUCUGAAAUAAAUAAACAAUUCCUAUGAA
Paramormyrops kingsleyae is the source of this 1421-nucleotide messenger RNA. RefSeq lists its product as uncharacterized. The record is from RefSeq and is a predicted model, not a curated record. NCBI's taxonomy places the organism in Eukaryota, Metazoa, Chordata, Actinopteri, Osteoglossiformes, Mormyridae.